AUGAUCGCGGCCCAGGCCAAGCUGGUCUACCACCUGAAUAAAUACUACAACGAAAAAUGCCAAGCCAGGAAAGCUGCCAUUGCCAAAACUAUCCGGGAAGUCUGCAAAGUAGUUUCCGACGUCCUGAAGGAGGUGGAAGUGCAGGAGCCCCGGUUCAUCAGCUCUCUCAACGAGAUGGACAAUCGCUACGAGGGCCUCGAGGUCAUCUCCCCCACCGAAUUUGAAGUGGUGCUUUACCUUAACCAAAUGGGGGUGUUCAACUUUGUGGACGACGGCUCGCUGCCCGGCUGCGCGGUGUUGAAGUUGAGCGACGGGCGCAAGAGGAGCAUGUCCCUCUGGGUGGAAUUCAUUACCGCCUCCGGCUACCUCUCGGCGCGCAAAAUCCGGUCCCGGUUUCAGACGCUGGUGGCUCAAGCGGUAGACAAAUGUAGCUACAGGGAUGUGGUAAAGAUGGUGGCAGACACCAGCGAAGUGAAACUGAGAAUCCGAGAUAGGUACGUGGUGCAGAUCACCCCGGCUUUUAAAUGCACUGGGAUCUGGCCCAGGAGUGCUGCCCACUGGCCACUUCCCCACAUCCCCUGGCCGGGACCCAACCGGGUGGCGGAGGUCAAGGCGGAAGGGUUCAAUCUCCUGUCCAAGGAGUGCCACUCCCUGGCCGGCAAGCAGAGCUCGGCCGAGAGCGACGCCUGGGUGCUGCAGUUCGCGGAGGCAGAGAACAGACUGCAGAUGGGGGGCUGCAGGAAGAAAUGCCUCUCCAUCCUCAAAACCUUACGGGACCGUCACCUUGAACUGCCAGGCCAGCCCCUGAACAAUUACCACAUGAAGACUCUGGUUUCCUAUGAGUGUGAAAAGCAUCCCCGGGAGUCGGACUGGGACGAGUCUUGCCUGGGUGACCGGCUUAACGGGAUUUUGCUGCAACUUAUCUCCUGCCUGCAGUGCCGGCGGUGUCCUCACUACUUCCUACCGAACUUAGAUCUGUUUCAAGGCAAACCUCACUCGGCUCUCGAGAACGCUGCCAAACAAACGUGGCGACUGGCAAGAGAGAUCCUGACCAACCCGAAAAGUCUGGAAAAACUUUAG
Eubalaena glacialis (North Atlantic right whale) is the source of this 1080-nucleotide messenger RNA. RefSeq names its product mab-21 like 1 (gene MAB21L1). The record is from RefSeq and is a predicted model, not a curated record. The transcript has a single exon. NCBI's taxonomy places the organism in Eukaryota, Metazoa, Chordata, Mammalia, Artiodactyla, Balaenidae. The coding region runs from base 1 to 1080 and encodes 359 amino acids.